Messenger RNA from Penicillium maclennaniae, 2241 nucleotides. RefSeq lists its product as uncharacterized. The transcript has 2 exons. Lineage: Eukaryota; Fungi; Ascomycota; Eurotiomycetes; Eurotiales; Aspergillaceae. Gene Ontology annotation, molecular function: protein binding. The coding region runs from base 1 to 2241 and encodes 746 amino acids. The record is from RefSeq and is a predicted model, not a curated record. Gene Ontology annotation, cellular component: cytoplasm.
AUGACUGCUGUGGCAUCCCCACCUAGUGUGCAAUCGGGGUCUCGCUUGGGAUGGUACAGCACUGGUAACGGAGGACAAGGAGCCCUGUCUUCAGUGAACGCCGACGAAGUUUCACGGAUGUUCAUGCCUCGGAAGCACGUCCACCGCUCCAACUCCUCCUCUUCCCUCGCAUCGAACUCCUCCACAUCUACGGUGACCAGCAACCAGCAGGAGGCCCACGCCACGCAAAAUACUGGCGCCGAAGCUGGAACCUGGUCAUCAAAGAAGAAACCUACUCGGAACCUUUGGCCUAGCUCCAAGGCUGAGCCUGUGUCUGGAGUAACAAACACGCGAUCACAAGCAGUUCCCGCUUUCUCCUCGGGUCCGACUGCAUCAUCGACCAUGUCUGCUAUGCAUCAACCAUCGUCUAUUGUCCCAUCACAACAUAUGCUCCAAUCAUCCCAGCAGAAUGGAAUCAGGCAAUCUAAUGGGCAAUCUGCGGACCCCCCUGCCAUCCUGGCCCUGACACCUUUGAACGGUACAUUUGAGAAGAAGCAAAUCAACGUACCUUUUUUCCCUGAUGUCCUGCGAAUCGGUCGUCAGACGAAUGCUAAGACAGUUCCCACGCCGUUGAAUGGGUACUUCGAUUCUAAGGUCCUAUCGCGGCAGCAUGCUGAGAUAUGGGCUGACAAGGUCGGGAAAAUCUGGAUACGUGACGUCAAAUCGUCAAAUGGAACCUUCGUGAAUGGCCAGCGACUUUCUCCUGAGAAUCGCGAAUCAGAGGCGCAUGAGCUUCGCGAAAACGACACCUUGGAGUUAGGCAUCGACAUUGUCAGUGAAGAUCAGAACACCAUUGUUCAUCAUAAGGUCUCAGCUAAGGUUGAGCACGCUGGUCUGUAUGGAACAACCCCCAACAUUCUUGACCUCAAUUACGGAGACUUAGACCCUGCCUCUGGCGGUGGCCUUCUACCAUCGCCCCUUAGCCAACCACUUUCCCAUCUCCGAGGGCGAUCUGGCAGCAAUGUGAGUAACAGAAGUGCCCAGAGUGCCUCCAGCAAUCAGAUCAAUGCCAUGCACCAGCAACGACAAAUGAAUUACUGGAGUUCCCCUAUUUCUGUGGAACAGGUCGUCAAAAGGCUCACGAGCGAGUUGAAAUCAGCGAAGCAACAGUCUCAGGAUCUUCGUCAGACGGACGAAUUUUUAACCGCAAUCAUGAAACCAGGCUAUCCUGAGAAAGAAAGGGCUACGAAACCGACUUCUUUCGAGAACAGUGCUCCUCGUCAGCUAAAUGGCCGGCCAAAAAUGCCCCGUGUUGACUCUUUCUCCCGGUUCUCGGAACCGCCUGCCCUUCCUCCCCAGCAACCUCUCCCAGAGAAGCCCGAUGCCAUGCCCCGUUCCGCGUCUGAUUUCUCUCCCUUGAAACGCAGUGACACCGACAAGCAACCUAAAUUGGCCUCUAGUAAUUCGCCCGUUUCGCGUGAUUCGAGCCAAAUUCUGUCUCUUGUUGAGGCACUUUCAUCUGCCAAGCGAGAAAUCGAUAACCAGGGUGCCCGUGUCAAGGAGCUGGAAAACCUGCUUCUCCAGGAACGGGCCGCUCGCGAGUCUGCGGAAGAGAAGAUCAAGAAGCUGGAAUUGGAUUCCGCAUCCGACGAAGGUUCCAAGUCGAAAAACGCUGUUCAUCGUCCAGAGGAAGAGCCAACGAUCAAGCUCGAGCAUGAUGACUCGACAACUAUCCCCGCAGAGACUCCUGCGCCUUGUGAAGCCGACCAGAAAGAGCCAUCUGCGGAGGUCAAUGCCACGCUGCUUCAGCGCCGCCUUGAGAAUAUGAUGGAAGAGAUGGAGGAAUUGAGGAAGCAGAUGGCCUCAUUCAAGGAGCGUGCCGAGAAAGCCGAAGAUGAAUCGGCCGAGUCGCGAAAGUCCCUGGCUGAAAUGAUCGAGACCCUCCGAAAGGAGCGUACCGAGAAAGAAUCGGCUUCCACCGCCUCGGAUCUAGAUUCACAUAGUCAAAUUUCGGUGACGACCGUUUCUGCACAACUUCCGACAGAGAAUGGGUCAAUUGAGUCCAAGAUGGAUUGCACAUCCUCACAUCGACACGGCCCAGUCACCUCGAAUGAAUUAGAGGCUGCGGCCACUGCCUUUGCCACACAACACCGGCGCAAUUUCCUGGAGGAAGCAAGCCCUUAUGCAUCCAUGUUCGGGGUGGUUCUUCUGGGGGUUGGCUUAAUGGCCUAUCUUAACGGGUGGCAAAAGAUGGACAAAUAA